AUGGCAGGAAAAAAAGUCAAAUCUAACACACCAAAACAAGACUUAUCUGUCUCUAAAUCAAAGCUCACCAGCAUUAAAGCCCCAGCUGCUGCCAUCAAAGCUAAAGCUGCCGCUUCUGCUGUCAAAAAGGGUGUCUCAAACAAAUCUACCCGUAAGGUCAGAACCUCUGUCAUCUUCAGACGUCCAGUUACUUUAAACAACCCAAAGAAACCAGCUUACCCAAGAAGAUCAGUCAACAAAAUCACCAAAAUGGAUCAAUUCAGAAUCUUAAAAGCACCAUUAACCACUGAAUCUGCCACCCAAAAAAUCGAAGGUAGCAACACCAUCACUUUUAUGGUUGAUAUGUUUGCCAACAAAUCACAAGUUGCUGAUGCCGUCGCUAAAAUGUAUGAUGUCAAAGUCAAGAGAGUUAACACUUUAAUUACCCCACGUGGUGAAAAGAAAGCUUUUGUCACUUUAUCACCAGAAUUCGAAGCUGCUGAUGUUGCCAACAAAAUCGGUUUAAUCUAA
This is a messenger RNA of Dictyostelium discoideum AX4, 510 nucleotides long. It is a transcript of the gene rpl23a, whose product is annotated as S60 ribosomal protein L23a. Gene Ontology annotation, biological process: translation. The transcript has 3 exons. The record is from RefSeq and is a predicted model, not a curated record. NCBI's taxonomy places the organism in Eukaryota, Evosea, Eumycetozoa, Dictyosteliales, Dictyosteliaceae. Gene Ontology annotation, cellular component: ribosome. Bases 1 to 510 code for a protein of 169 amino acids. Gene Ontology annotation, molecular function: structural constituent of ribosome; rRNA binding.